This is a messenger RNA of Cannabis sativa, 1298 nucleotides long. RefSeq names its product outer envelope pore protein 37, chloroplastic. Gene Ontology annotation, biological process: monoatomic cation transport. The coding region runs from base 119 to 1138 and encodes 339 amino acids. The record is from RefSeq and is a predicted model, not a curated record. The transcript has 6 exons. Lineage: Eukaryota; Viridiplantae; Streptophyta; Magnoliopsida; Rosales; Cannabaceae. Gene Ontology annotation, molecular function: monoatomic ion channel activity. Gene Ontology annotation, cellular component: chloroplast outer membrane.
AUAUUUAAGGAAAAGAGGAGUGAAAAUAGAAAGAAAAUAGGGAGUUUCUGGUUGGGUGGGUCAGUCAGUGGAGAGAGAGUAAAGAGUAAAGAUCUGUGCCCAAAACAAAAAUCGAUUCAUGGCGGACUUGGCAAUGGCGCCACCACCGCCCCUUAAGGCUGCUCCUCCUGCCUCUCCCCUUCCCCUUCCCCUUCCUCCUCCAGCUCCGGUUCCGGCUCCGGCUCCGUCGUCUUCCUUGUUCUCUUUCCCUAAAAGGCCGACCAUUCGUGUGACUUCGGAGUUGGAUAGCGACAGCUCCGUUUUCUCCCACAAAGUAUCGUGCAAGUUGUUAGAAGGCCUUGCGAAGGUGAAGUUGUCGUUCCAAAACGACCGUAAGGGUCAGCUGUUCCAACCGCAGCUCGCUUUUGUCUCCAAGCACCUCUCCAUUCACUACGACCUUGACGACCGCAACGCCCUCCUGAGAGGCUCUUUUGAUCUCGCUCCCGGCUUGCAGCUCCGCGCUUCCCACGAUGUCAAGGCUCAGGAAGGGGAGAUUUCGAUGGUUACUAGGCUUGCUGAGCCUAACUAUGCCUUGGAGCUUUCAUCACCUGUUCCAACCAUCGGUUUGCCAAGGGCAACCUUUAAAUUCCCUCGUGGCCAAGUCUCUUUGGAGGAGAAAGUGGAGAGGGAAGAGGAGGAGGAAGCUCACAGGGUUUUGUCCAUUAAUGGCAUUGUUAAAGGCAAUCUUUUGAAUGGCAUCUGUACUGCUCAGUAUGCUGAUGAAGAAUUGAGACUCAGAUACUCCUUUAAGGAUGAACAAAUGUCCUUUAUCCCAGCUAUUUCUUUGCCUUCAAAUGCAUUAUCAUUUGCCUUUAAACGUCGGUUUGGUCCUUCAGACAAAUUGAGCUACUGGUACAAUUUCGAUGCAAACAAUUGGAGUGCUGUGUACAAGCAUACAUAUGGUAAAGAUUUGAAAUUUAAAGCUGGUUAUGAUUCGGAAGUACGUCUUGGCUGGGCAUCUCUUUGGGUUGGAGAGGAAGGUGGUAAAGCAAAGGCAGCUCCGUUGAAGAUGAAAAUUCAAUUUAUGCUGCAAGUGCCACAAGAUGACAUAAAAUCCUCAGCCUUGAUGUUCCGGGUGAAGAAGAGAUGGGACAUUUGAUAUGAUAUUAGAAAAAAAAGAAGAAGUAAUUCUUUUGUCUAUUGCAGCCACCCCAAACCAAUUAAUUUAUUAGUGUUGUUAUGAUUUGUAUUUUCAACUUUUUGUAUGGUUUGAUGAAAUGAUACCAAAUGCUUUCUCAAAUAGAAAGAUAUUCUGUUUC